AUGAAACUUCAGUUGGUGCUGAGGCGAAAGCUUUGUCGCACGUACGCGACUCGUCUUCCACAACGACCACCAUACAGAGCACCAGAUCCUCUCAAAAAUAAUCCAAAUGCCGUGUCUCUUCCUGAAGACCUGACAUUUAUCCACCGAUCUCCUCCAUCUGCCCCUUCCCCGCUUUCAUACACUACUUCACCGGCAUCACCAUUGCUGCAUCCGGAGCCGUCGUCAAGCUCCUCACUCCCACCCCUUUUGCGCACCGACAAGCCCCAGUCGCCACGUUUGUCGCAAGAGGACUUGCUGAAGAUCCGUAAAUUGCGUGUAGAGGAUCCCCUCACGUGGACACGCUCGAAGCUCGCGAAAGAGUUCAACUGCACACCAAAUUUCAUUGGCAGGGCCGCGGCCAUGAAGGUGCGGGAUAGGAAGAAGGUACUGGCUCAGCGGGACGAAGAACACGAGAAGGCGCGCGGCUUGUGGGGAGAGAAGAAGUCGCUGUUCAGAGAAAUUGCGAAGAAGCGGAGAGAUUUCUGGUAG
Messenger RNA from Sparassis crispa, 528 nucleotides. RefSeq names its product 54S ribosomal protein L20, mitochondrial. Gene Ontology annotation, cellular component: mitochondrial large ribosomal subunit. The transcript has a single exon. The coding region runs from base 1 to 528 and encodes 175 amino acids. Lineage: Eukaryota; Fungi; Basidiomycota; Agaricomycetes; Polyporales; Sparassidaceae. Gene Ontology annotation, molecular function: structural constituent of ribosome. The record is from RefSeq and is a predicted model, not a curated record.